Drosophila ficusphila is the source of this 732-nucleotide messenger RNA. RefSeq names its product DNA-directed RNA polymerase III subunit RPC9 (gene Polr3I). Gene Ontology annotation, molecular function: nucleotide binding. NCBI's taxonomy places the organism in Eukaryota, Metazoa, Arthropoda, Insecta, Diptera, Drosophilidae. Gene Ontology annotation, biological process: transcription initiation at RNA polymerase III promoter. The transcript is spliced from 4 exons. Gene Ontology annotation, cellular component: RNA polymerase III complex. Bases 72 to 707 code for a protein of 211 amino acids. The record is from RefSeq and is a predicted model, not a curated record.
GACAAGAUUAAAUACUGGUGUAUUUCAGCGCCCGACAUAAGGUCAUACCAAAACAAAGUUGCCGAUCUAAAAUGGAAACGAUCAAUCCAACCUUCUCGUAUCUCACCAAUCUGGAGGUGAUGCAGAUUCUGCAGAAGAUCAAGAGCACCAAAAAGAAGUUUGGAAUGCGGAACUUGGCCACAGUUACCUACGAGGCUCUACAGUAUCUAGAGGAGUCACCCUGCAAAACCCAAACACGCGAGCACAUCGUAAACUAUGUAAAAGACCUUUCCUCCUACCGACUCAAAUCCCACGAAGUUCUGCAAAUGAUUAACGAUCCGCCGACAAGUGCCCUUCACACGCAGUUGCUUAUCGACGAUAGUAAGGCUCCGCUUACCGAUGAGGAGAACGAGAAGAUUAUCCAGCUGAGCUACAAGCAUUUUCAUGGCGGUGAAUCGAAGGAUGCUAAAGAGACAGCCAAAGAAACUUCUGCUGAAAAGCCUGCAGAAAAAACAGCUAAGACAACAGGAAAGCAAUCUGGAAAGCGAGCUGCUCAGGCCAAGGAAACUCAGGCAACUCUGACCAAGACUAAAUCAGCAGAAGAUGCCAAACCAGCGGAAGAAACUCCCUCAGCUGAGGACACAACUUCCGCCAUUCAAAUGGUAGUCCAAUCCAAUCUAGUGGCACCCAAGGCGGAAGGGAAAGGGCCUGGGGAACAGGCAACAUAAUAAAACAUAUUCAUAAUACGUUUAA